Molecule: messenger RNA, 1662 nt
Organism: Ostertagia ostertagi
Lineage: Eukaryota; Metazoa; Nematoda; Chromadorea; Rhabditida; Trichostrongylidae
Source: the annotation of a GenBank genome assembly
CUCGACUACAAAAGCCAUUUGGAACACCUAAGAGUUGGCGCUGAUCCGAAGGUACUCAGCGAAAUUCAACAGUUUCAUCGGCUGUUUCGAGCUGAUAACCUUGAAGAAACGCCACUCCCAUUAACUCCGACAAGUGAAGUCAACGAAGCGAUGAUGCCGGACGAAGCUGAAGCAGCUGUACGGGUUUUACGGUUAGAAGCGCCACGAAAAGCACUGUCUCCGCCGUCAACUUCCAAGGCAUCCAGUCCAGUACCGCCUCCAUCUCCCAAGGCUCCUCCACCUUCGUCCUCGUUCAAAUUUCCCGAAGCUUCUAAAUCGCUACCAGGCAAACCAUUUUCACCUCCUCCACCCAGCGCCACCAGCCCCACCCUUUCCGCAGGCAUACGCGAUGCAGGAGCUCCCUUGUGGAUGACCGCAUCUGUGAAAACGGCUCCGCCCGUACUUCCUCCGCCACCUACACUUGGCCUAACACCGCCGAAGCCGGUUCCUGAAGAGCUACCGGAAUCAAUGAAACCAAAGCGAGCGCCCAGCGGAACUUUGAAAAUGAAGACUAUAAUGUGGUCAAAAAUCACUCCAUCAGCAGUCGUCCAUGGACAAGGAUCCGAAAGUGUAUGGGGAGAACUGGCCAGGCAAAGUACAAAGCUAUGUCUGGACUUCGAUAUGAUCGAUGGAAUGUUCGCAAUCACCCCAGCCCAAACUUCACCAGCGCUAGUUGAGUCGACGCAUUCACAGUUUGCCAGGAAGAGAAACGUUUUCGUCGAUCUCUUGACUCCAAAGCGAAGUCAAAAUGUGACGAUCACAUUGAAACAGUUUAAAGAUUUGGAUGCACUGAUCUCAGAUCUACACGAAAACAAUGUGGGACGCUUUGAUGUGGAGGUUUUACGGACGUUGAGGUCAAUUCUUCCGGAUUCUGAAGAGGUACGCUUGCUCCGCUGUGCGUUCUUCCUUCGACUGCUGGAUAUUCCCGACUAUCGUUUGAGGAUUGACUGCAUGGAUCCUGCGGUUGGAAUUUCAUCGAAUCAUGGAGAGUGGUCGGCAUCAUUUCUUCAAAUGCUGCUACAGGUAGAGCUUCGACAAUCGCAUGCUCUUCGUCGGCUUCUGUUAUUGCUGGUGAAUAUCGGGAACUAUCUCAACAGCUCGUCAACCCAUGGAAAUGCUGCUGGAUUCAAAUUGAGCUCCUUGUGGCAGGUGAUAGACCACAGGGCCACUAAAGGGUCCUCAUCGCUUUUGCAUCUCCUUGCUAAGAUGGAUCCUGCCUUGCUAUCCGAUCUCGAACAAGAGCUGCCUAACAUCAACAGGGCUUCAGAGGUGCUCUCUGGAGGAACUCAAACACUAAUUGCUGCGAUCAAUCUCGGUAGAGCCAAUGUACUCUCAGUCCUGCCAGCAAUCCAGCUUGCACAGACGAACAAGACAGCGAAUCGACACAUUCGCGAUUACCUCGCGUCAGUCACUCUUAGGGAGCACUGCCACGUAGAACUGGCGGAAACUAACAAGUCACUGAUGGAGCUUCUGAAAAUCCAAGAUGAUCUAGCGUUGUUUUUCUGUGAAAACAAGGGCACAUUCAAGAUUGAGGAAUGCUUUAAGAUCUUCAAAAUUUUACUCGUACGUCUUCGACAGGCACUACAGGACUAUGCUCUGUUAGCUUUUCCGCAUUUCCCAUGA